AUUAUGCCGCGGAGUAUAUAAGGCUCACUCUAGAAAACGAAGCGGUUCAGUUAGUGGUUAUACGCCACCACAAAACAUACGCGAACUCAACGAUGAAUAUUAAGAUCGCCAUCGUCCUGGUGGCACUGGCCACGUUGUGUAGCUGUUCAGAGGAAUCGAAGUCGUCGGAGAAGGAGUCUUCCUCGGCGGAGCAACCUCAGAAGAAGACCGAGAAGAGAGGUCUGCACGGUAGCUACGGCGACCUAGGCGGGGGUGGCGGCGGCGGCGACUAUGGGGGCGGCGGCGGCGGUGGAGGCGGCGGCGGUGGCGAGAGCUACGGGCACCACGAGCACGUGAAGACGGUGACGGUGGUGAAGAAGGUGCCGGUGCCGUACGAGGUGACGAAGCACGUGCCUUACCUGGUGGAGAAGCACGUCCCGUACGAGGUGAAGGUGAACGUGCCGCAGCCGUACACCGUCGAGAAGCACGUCCCGUACCCGGUCAAGGUGUUCGUGAAGGUGCCGGUGCACGUGCCGCAGCCGUACACCGUCGAGAAGAAGGUGCCGUACGAAGUCAAGGUACCCGUGGACAAGCCGUACGAGGUAAAGGUGCUGGUGCCUCAGCCGUACACCGUUGAGAAGCACGUACCCGUCCCGGUGAAGGUGCCCGUGCCGCAGCCGUACACCGUCGAGAAGCACGUGCCGUUCCCGGUGAAGGUCAAAAUUCCGGUGCCGCAGCCGUACCCGGUCGAGAAGCCAGUCCCGUACGAGGUCAAGGUCCCAGUCGACAAGCCUUACCCGGUCACCGUGCCGAAACCGUACCCGGUCACCGUCGAGAAGCCGUACCCGGUGCCGGUCGACAAGCCGGUGCCCUACGAGGUCAAGGUUCCCAUAGACAAACCCUACCCGAUCCCGGUCGAGAAACCGUACCCGGUGCCAGUCAAGGUGCCCGUGCCCCAACCCUACCACGUCCACAAGCACGUACCCGUCCCGGUGCCGAAACCCGUCCCCUAUCCGGUCAAAGUGCCCGUAGACAAGCCCUACAUCGUUGAGAAGGAGGUGCCCUACCCGGUCGAGAAGGAGGUGCCUGUGCCGGUCAAGGUACCCGUCCCGGUACCAAUUUACGACGAUCACGGUAGCUACGGCGGCGGCGGAGGCGGAGGCGGUGGUGGCGGAGGUUACGAGUUGUCCGGUGGCGGAGACGGCGGCGAUUACUACUCGCACCAUCGUUGAAUCGGUCGUUCAAACAGGUGAUCGGACGGUCCUUCGUCGACCAGCUGCGCGCGCUCCUUGGAUCUCCGGAUGGCUCUUACAGGUUGUCCGAAGAGUGCGUUUCCACUCGGAUUCCGAAGAAUUUCUCGAGCUAGUUGCGGAAAGGACUUUUCGGACAACCUAGUGCCUCCUUCCUGGCGCACGCGGGGAACGAUCGUUGACAAAAAGUAUACGCGGAUCGAAAAUGUAGGUGUCGUUUCGGCAGGGAAUCCCGUCUUUCAACUGCGCGUUGCCGAACGGACGACCAGCGAGAGUGCCGCGGCUCCGAUUGGUUGUUAAGUGACAAUGUCAACGAAUCGGAUCCCGAAAACACGCCUUUGCCCUCGUCCUGCUAAUCGUCUUUCCGUCAACGCGCUGCGUUCGCGAGUCUUUCGUGGCGACAGUCUUUUAAUCACGCAUCGUACAGCCGGUAGGACGCGUUCCCGAUGCACCCGCCGUAACCUUCGAUCCGGAUCUCUCGGAGAACAGCUCUUCCCGAAGACCGUUCGCGAAGAGAGUUCCCCGAGCUCGCGAUCUUCCGGCUAUUCUGUCCGACCGAUACCGCUCGAGUUCUCGGUGCACGUUCGAAAAAUGUUUCCAGAGGUUGUGCUUCUGUAUAAUAGCCGCGCUUUAUUGUAAACGUUUACGCUAGUUGUCUAUAUGUAUUGCUGUUCCAAAGAAAAGAUCGGUGUCGGCCUUGUCGGGGCGAUGUUCGCGCGCGCGCGCGCGCACGCAAGUCAGCCGACGUGUAAAAGUAGGCGUCCGCCGCAUCGUGCGGCGACGGGAAAACACUUGUACCUAACUUAAGUUAAGACACCCCUGAGCGAGGUAGAGUUUCUUUUUGUAUCAAAGAUUUGUAAUAAAUGUUUCUGUAUCAUGAGA
Molecule: messenger RNA, 2111 nt
Organism: Megalopta genalis
Lineage: Eukaryota; Metazoa; Arthropoda; Insecta; Hymenoptera; Halictidae
Gene: Vajk4
Product: Vajk4
Source: RefSeq, a predicted model, not a curated record